This is a messenger RNA of Malurus melanocephalus (red-backed fairy wren), 13053 nucleotides long. RefSeq names its product kelch repeat and BTB domain containing 11 (gene KBTBD11). The record is from RefSeq and is a predicted model, not a curated record. The transcript has 3 exons. Lineage: Eukaryota; Metazoa; Chordata; Aves; Passeriformes; Maluridae. Bases 522 to 2294 code for a protein of 590 amino acids. Gene Ontology annotation, molecular function: protein binding.
CAGCCCCAGCCCCGCGGGGCAGCGCGGACAUCCCGCGGCUUUCUCGGCUCAGCCGCUGCCCUUCGCAGGGAGCUGCUGCCGGCAGCAACAGGUCCGUGCCCGCUCCUCCCUCCGCCUGCCAGGCGAACAAAGGGGCUGAGCGCGGCCCCUCCGCCAGCCCGGCCCCUGCGCUUCAGCCAUUUGCCUCGCCUGGCAUCGCACCGCUGCUCCCCCGCCGCCUUGCUGGCCUCCCCCGCCGGCUCCCGCUCCCUGGGCGAGGCGCCCGGGCCGCGGCGCUGCAGGAGCUGCCCCGGAGCGGYGCGGGGCUCGUCGGCCGAAAGGGGGAAUGAAUAUCAGGAGCAGUGAUAUGAAGAAAACUUCACGAAGGUCAUGCAAAGGCAARCUUGGCUAGUGAGGAAUUGCCUUCCAGAGUAGAUUGCAUUCUCGGCCUUUUACUGAAAUAGUUGCACAAGGUGAUGGCCGCGCCGCGGCGGCCGACAGCGCUUCGCACGGACCAGGCGCGGCGCAGGUAGCGCGGCUCCAUGGAGGGCAGCAGCGCGUCCCCGGAGGAGGAGGAGAGCGGGGCCGCGAACGGCGCACCCCCGCCGCCGCCACCGCCCACGCCCGCCGCCCCCUGCGGCUUCAGCUCCUCCCUCUGCUUCAGCGCCGCCGCUGCCGAGCCCCAGCCGCCCGCGGCCGGCGCCGGAGUGCUGCAGAGCCAGUGGGAGAUCAACAACGCCGCCUGCCAGCCGGAGGAGGAUGAGGAGGUGGUGGGGCCGCGGGACCGGCCGCCGGAGGAGCCCGACCUGGUGAUCGAGGUGUCGGGCCGCCGCAUUCGGGCGCACAAGUCGGUGCUGGCGGCCAAGAGUGACUACUUUCGUGCCCGCGCCUCACGGGACGUCCUGCGGGUGAAGGGGGUGAGCUACGGGGCGCUGCGGCUGCUCAUCGACUACGUGUACACGGCCCGCAUGGGCGAGGUGCGGCACGACAACCUGGCUGAGGUGGUGAGCGGCGCCCGCGUCCUCCAGAUGCCCUGCGCCCUGCACUGUGCCGCCGAGGCCAUGCGCGCCCAGCUCUGCCUCGGCAACUGCUACCAGCUCCUCUGCCUGGCCAAGAAGCAGCGGCUGGCRGAGCUGCGGGAGGCUGCCUAUCGCUUCAUGAGCGAUCAUUACCUGGAGGUGCUGCGGGAGCCCAGCGUUUACGGCCGCCUCAGUGGCACUGAGCGGGACCUCAUCUUGCAGCGGCGCAUGGAUGCCGGCCAGCCUUGCCUCCUGGUAGCCGAGGUCAGUGACGCCUUCGAGCGGCCGGGUGGCGGCAGCCGGCCACAGAGCCGCGAGAGCAGUCGGCCCCAGAGUCCCUCCUCCGUGGUKUCUCUGGAGGAGAGUGGCUCCCUCAUUCACUGCUACCACGAGGCCAGCGGCGAGUGGAGAGUGCUGACGCGCCUUCCUGAGGAGGCAAAUGCCAAGGGCUGCGCCAUGUGUGUCCUCCACAACUACCUCUUCCUCGCAGGGGGCAUUGUGACGGGGCCGGUGGGCAGCGAGCCCAGGGCCCGCCUUUCUGACAAGGUCUUCUGCUACAACCCCCUGACCGACAGCUGGAGCCAGGUGCGGCCCCUGGCUCAGCCCCGCUCGCAGCUCAAGCUGCUGGCCCUGGAUGGUUACCUCUACGCUGUGGGGGGUGAGUGCCUCUUCACGGUGGAACGGUAUGACCCACGGGCCGACCGCUGGAGCCCUGUGGCACCUCUGCCCAAGGGUGCCUUCGCUGUGGCUCACGAGGCCACCACUUGCAACGGGGAAAUCUAUGUGUCAGGAGGCUCCCUCUUCUACCGCCUGCUCAAGUAUGACCCCAAGCGUGACGAGUGGCAGGAGUGCCCUUACAACAGCAGCCGCCGGCGCUCUGCUGACAUGGUGGCCUUCAAGAGCUUCAUCUACCGCUUYGAUGUGAGCAGUGGCCGUGGUGGGGAGCAGGGUCCCGGCGGCGGGACUGCUGGUGGUGUCGAAGUUUUCCGGUACAACACGGUGGCCAAGUGCUGGAGCCAGUGCGCCAGCCUGCGGCCCAGCGGUGGCCCCAUCCAACCCUUCCGCUGUGCYCCCUUGGGCAACACCAUCUACUGCGUCAACCGGACCGGCACUCUUCGCUUCACCCUAGCCCAGGACGGUGAGGUGGAAGCAGAUGGUGGGCUCAAGGGCACCUUUGAUGGGGAGCUUCUUAAAGCUCCCCUGGAUGUCAAGGGUGUCCUCCUACCCUUUGUGCUUACCCUGCCUGAGAGGCUGGACAAAACCGGGGACCAGGAGGGCUCYCUCCCAUUACUGUAAGGUGGCCAGCCUGCCUCUGGCUUCCUGAGAGGGUAGMUGGGUUGCAGAUCCACAAGCUCCCACCUACAGAGGGGACCCUCUUAGUUGUGUCUGCWGAGAAGAGGGAGUUCCCCUUCCCUCAUCUGUGCUCUCAAGAUGUUGGGCUGAUUGUAACUCAGUUGUAACUCWUCUCACGUUUGCUGUGCUUUGUGUGAAAAGCCAAGCACACAAAAGUAAAAGCUGCUAUAAAGGAUAAUCUCUGGAUGAUGUUUGUGCCAAUCCCCAAUCUCAAAAAAAUGUUUUUACUCUUGGAUUUCUAGAAUAUUCUUGACAAAAGUGUCAUAAUGGGACAUGAGUGUUGGUUGUGUGUUUACACGUAGUUGCAAUCUGGGCUGGAGCCUUUUCUGUCAUUUGUGGUUUUUUCCCUCUGGGAUGAUACUGAGGGAUAAAUACUGCUGGUAACAUAAUUUAGCUGCAUUUGUUUUUGUGUUAAACCAACUAUUUCCUGGGUUUGAAAAGUAUAGGAAGAACAUCUACAUCACAGCCUUUCAUUUCUGGUGCAAUAGAUGGUUUAAGGRAGCUGUGGCAUUGUAUGGUCCCAGGAAUUUCAACCACAGAUGAUUUAACAGAUACCAGACUUAAUGUUUUAAGUAACACAAAUGCGUGCCACAUGUUUUGGAAUGCAAAGAAAAAAAAGUUACCUUUUUAAAAUGUGGUAUUUUGUAGUAUGUAUGAAUUGUCGAUACAUUCCUUAUUUGAAGAAGGUAAUUAUUUCUGUUUGAAAAGACAUAUUGUUUUGUUACUUUUUUUUUUUUAAAUCAGAGAUUUUAAAUUAUAACAAAAAUGACCUGAAACUGUUCAAACUGCAACCAGUUGACAUGACCAUGUAUGCCACUAGAGUUGGGCAAAAGCUUUGUACUUCAUGUGCUCUUUAGCUGCAGGUCAAGGAAGGUUAGCCUAAACCAACCUGUGGCAAAAGGCCUUUCCCACUUAGUUCAAGACCAUCAAAAAGGGGACAUGAAAAAUAGGAAUGUGCUACACAUGUCAAUUAUAUUGAGCACUAGCAUGAUGUUACUUCCCUAUAUUUUGAUUGAGAGACUGCUUUAUUUAUUUUAAACUAAUGAUUGCUAAUCAAUAAGUCCUUGUUAAUUGCAGUACGUGCUGAUGGCGUACACUGUCAUUGUGUUUCUAAACUGCCCAAGAGAGCUGUUUGUGGGGCAGCAUCUAAAUAAGGCAAAAAUAUACAAAACUUCUUCCUGCCUCUGGAAAGUUGGAGCAUACUUUUUGUCAUGUYACUCAGAACUGGAAAAAUGUAGAAUGUCUACACAGACAGACUUAUCUUGAAAAGGGCACAUGCAUUUAUUUUAUACCUUUUUUAUUAAAAAAAAGAAAUCAAUAGACAAGGCAAAUGUUUUAGCUUUAUGGUAAAUCACUGCAAAACCUUUCCUGAAAAAAGAACUUGUGUUUUUGCUGGUACAUUGCUGAAUAUUCAGCAUGGAACUGGCAUGGACUGUGGCAGAGAAUUGUUUAUAUUCAAAGCUCUAGUAUAGAUUCAUAUUUUAGAARUACAUAGGGACCUUGCGUAGAAGAAAGCAGGUCUUUUUAUGUUUAAUUAAGAUGUUUUUGUUAAACAGGAUUUUAGCRUUCUUAUACAUAAUUGCUUUUUCCAAAGGAAGGCAGCAGGCUCUGUCGUAAGAGACACCAUCUUUACAAAAGAGAACAGUGAACUUCAUAGAUUCUUCGUUCCUUCACUUUAAUGUUUGUUUUUUGUUUCUUUUCUCAUCUUURUUGCACAGUGUUUUAAUGCAUCUGAUCUGGUUAGGCAUUCUAUAGAAAACAGGGGUCCAAUCCUAGUAGUUCUUAGCCGAGUGAGCCUGUUCCCUAGUGAGCUAGUUAAAGCGUCAGCCAGGCAGGAGCUGUAGGCCUGCAGAGUGUAACAUUUAUCUUAGCUGCAGUACAGCUUGGUAACAUUCUUCACAGAAAAUUUGAUUUUAUUCUCAGACAAGAAUCCUUGGAAACAUUGACUCUAAAUUAAAUUGCAGAGUUGUAGCUUGAGCAGGAAAGAAAAAUYAUAUGUUUUCUUUCAGCAUAAUUUUUAUGUUAACUGUAGAAAAUAUUUCAAGUUGUGUAGUGCAACACUUAGGUGUAUACUUAAACUAGAGAUGUAAGUGCUAGGCCAGAUUUUGAAAUAGAGUCACCAGGAACACACACAAGGAAAUGUCUGUUUUAUCUUGCAAUACUACACAAUUUCGUAGUUCAAAGACUUAGGUAGUAUAGUUCUUAUACUACAGUAUUAAUGAGGUAUCAAGCCAGCUUUUGCAUUCCUAUCAAUUAAACAUUAAUUAAGCACUUUCAUUCCUGCUAAUGCAUGAAAAUGCUUCUAAAAAAGUUUUGGGAAGUUUCCAUUAUUUAAGAUGUGAAAAUAUGCCCCAGAUUCUGGGACAGAAUGAACCAUAUGCUUUUUUCCAAUAUCGUUUGCUGUACCCUAUGAAGAAAUAAGUUCUACAGUAAUAAGCAUUCAAUUAACCUGCAGUGGUUUGUAUUUUUGCUAGCUCCUCUUUUGCAAAAAUGUUGAAUCAAGUGCUUACCUGCAUUUCACUGUUUGCACAGUGUCAGUGGGGCAGAGUCUGGGCUUCAUUAGUAACUGCCUAUCAAACUUGUUUCCUUUUUACACUCUACGUAGUCACAGCCUGAUGAUUAACAACAGAGGCAUGUUUCUAGCCAGAUUUCCUGCUCUGUGGCCUCUGUUUCCUCCCCGGUAGGCCUGAGGCAGGUUUGCUGAGAAUUGUUUUCUCCCCCAGUUAUAUCUUCACAAAAAAACCCCCCACCAAACUUGGGUACUAAAAUCAGAAUUUAGAUAGUGUUCAGGCAUUUGAAGACUGAAAUUGUCAUUCCAGARCCCUACAGUUUUACUUAAACAGAAAAACAGCUGUCUCUUUGACACGUGGAGYUGCUUAGCAGUUCCCCUUCACCCGUUUGGAGCUGCUCAGAGCAGUUCCACACCUACCUACCAMGUGGGAUAUCCAGAAGCCACUUACUAAAGGGCCAGGCCACCCUCAAGUUGUGUUUGCAUAUGCUUAGCUUUUAAAACAGCCAUUUUUUCUAGAGCAGCCAAAAGUCUACCAUGUUUGUAUGGGAAUAGGGAGAUCUUGUGKGCUUUCUUGGCCUGCAAGCAUUCAGUCCUCAUCUCUUACCCUCUGAUUCCCAGUGGACUGAAGGCCCUCUUGGAGCUUGUCCCUGAUCUCUAAAUAUUUAUGCCUUUUGCAUUGUAUGUUAAUUGACUAAAAAUCUCACAAAUCAGCAAGGUAGUUAUCCUCAYUGAGUGAUCUGAGACUAGCCAGAGAGACAUUUCUGAAAGACUGCUGCCUUUCUGUCCCCUAAAUCUUACAGUCCUUCUAUUUUAAUGGGACAUAAUUGGCCUAAUUUUUCAGGAGAUAAUUUUUCCUCCCUAGACUACUCCUAUUUUCAAGGUUGUCUGUUAGAGGAUUUAGGUUUGAAUUCCCUUAAGCUGAGUAAAGACUGAUCUGAGGCCUUGCACUUUGCACGUGCGUGUGUGUUUGCAUGCGCACGUGUUCUCAAAUCUAGAUGGCUGUUCAGGGGAAGACUCCUCCUGGGGCUCUUUCUCAAGGAUGAGCUUCUUGCAAAUCCUCCAAAAGCACACAUAGGCUCCUGUAUAUUGAAUUCUGAGUAGAUUCUAGGCCCCACCUCCUGCAUGGGUAAUUCAGCAUAGAUUUGGUAGAGUUGCUGCAUUUGGGCAAGUUUUCUUUGGAAAGAUUUUGCAGACAGGCUCUGUAUUUUGGGUUACCACUUUGAGGUGAGGAUCUCCGUGCACUGUACUGGAAKGCCAGACAGGUAAUUUGGAUUCUUUUCAGGGGUGCCACCAUAGUAMAGAGGCAUUGCAGUACCUAGCAAUGAAAUGCCUAAAGCCUUCAUUGAAUCUAAAACUAAAUCCCGACUUCAAUAAAGAAAUGCUAAUGACAGAUGAAACUAAUGUUUCCAUCUGUUAACUGGUUCCAUAAAAUAGAAAUCUUAGUUGCAGCAAAGGUAAGUGUAAACAACUURUGUUUACACUUGAAACUAAGUAAAAAAAAUAAUUGGGAAAAAAUAAUCCUAUUUGAUCAAAACUGKCACUGUUAAGCAACAUGGGGAGGAUGUUAGUCGUACCCUAGYAAUGACAAAAAUUGUGCAGUUGCUGAUGUAAAUUCUGUCCACAAAAAGUUUCUUUGUAACUAAAUACCUGGUAAAAUUYAAAGUGAUAAAAGAAUAAAUUAUUCACAUGAAAGCUGUACCUCUCCUGUGCUGUUUGAAUGGCUCUCUGAGUGCUAUGUCUCAAUUACCAGUAUUCAUGAGUGACUGUUACUUUUCCUGAUUGACAGCAUGGAUUCCAUUGAUUGCUCCAUAGAUGUGUUAACAUUCAUUAUCACAAAGCGUAACAGUGGUGCUGGUGCUUUGUGUUUGGACUGAUACUUAGUGUUUUCUGCUUAAAUGAACCCAGAUCUAACAGAAUCCUGUCUUUGCCCUUGUGUUUUCCUAGUGUCAUUGCUCCUGGGAAACCAGAAAACACAAAAAAGGGAGAUGGUGGUACUGUUGAGAGGUUGUAGUAAAAAACAUUUUAUUAAUUUCUCUUUUUUUCUGCUGUUACUUUGCACAACAGAUUGGCGCUGGCUUAAAAGAACAGCUCUGUUUGGCUGUAUYGGUAUGAGUAACAAAGUAUGCUUUUACCUCUUUGCUGCCUCAGCUCCUACUCUGWGAUAAUGUAGUGCAAGUUUGUAAURGUCCCAUACGUUUACUAGAUUACUGGAACUAUUCUGACUUAAUAUUACUGCUACUAAGAGAUUGACACACAAAUCAAAAAAUGCACAAAAAAAGGUAGAAGAGUCAGCCCUAUUGUGCGCUCAGAUUAAGUAAUCACACACUUUUCGUUUGUUUUGGCUUACUAAAUUCUGAGAGCUGCUUGAAUAAAKCAGGUAUUGGAAAUCAGUAGGAGUGCUGGAUUUGCCUGGGGUAGAGUUAAUUUUMUUCGCAGUAGCUGUUAYGAGGCUGCAUUUUGUAUUUCUGCUGAAAAUGGAGCUGAUAAUAAGAGAUGGUUUCUUUGUUGCUGAGCRGUGCUCACACAGAGCCAAARCCUUUUCUGCUCCGCACCCCACCCACCAGUGAGGAGGCUCGUGGUGCACAAGGGCUUUGUACAGGACGCAUUUGGGGAAGCUGACCCCCAACUGUCCAUAGGGAUAUUGCAGACCAUAUGUUGWCAUGCUCAGCAUAUAAAUUUGGGGGAAGAAGAAAGGAGGGAUAUUUGGAGUGAUGGUGUUUGUCAGGUUCCUAAGUCAUCACUGUGUGUGUUGGAGCCCUUCUUUCCUCAGGAUGACUGAACACCUGCCUGCCCAUGGGAAGCAGUGAAUUAAUUCCUUUUUCUGCUUUGYUUGCAAGUGCAGCUUUGCUUUGCCUAUUAAUAUCUCCAUUUCAACCUAUGAGUUUUCUCACUCUGCCCUUCUGAAUCUCCCCCAAAUCACUGGGAGAAGUGAGUGAGUGGCUGUGUGGAGCUCAGCUGCCAGCUGGGGUUAAACUACAACAGCAGGCUAAUUUGGAGGCUACUUUCAUAAAUUACUCAAAGGAAAGAAAUGUGAAUGAGGGAUAGGAGGAAGAGAGGAAUUUGGACUCAAAAGUGCCKACUGUAUAUCCAGUUGAAACAAAUAGCAGGGAAGAGAAACCGGAGUUGUUAUGCCAGGUUUUUUUUUCAAAUAUUUCUUAAACAGUUUAAGUUUUUACCAGUUAUAUUGUUUGUCUUAUCAUUUUGCACCUGUAAUGCUUCUCAAACCAUCACAGUGUUUAACAAGCUACUUUUUGCAGGAGUCUCUUGGUUUGCUUUUAAGUCUUAGUGGAUAAACCCUGGACAAAUUUGUGARAUCAUGAAAAUGUCGAUGCUGCCACUUUCAAGAGAGUAACUAGUGCAAAUUCUUUAGACACUGUUCACWGUUCAGGUGAAUUAUAUGUGUAACWGAUGUAUUAAUAGUUUCAUUUUUGAAGCAUACAUAGGUAAAGCCUUUUAUGUACUCCAGCUUACAUUGUAAUGAAAUAAAUACUUUCAAAAAUCUUACGCUUCCCCUUAGGGAUUUCUGGGUGUAUGUUUUUUCUUUGCUAUCCAUCCAAUCAGUAAAUGGUAUUAAUUUUUUUUUGUAUAAAGCAAAGACAAAAUUAAACAAAUUAUCACACAGGUAAAUAUUUAGGGAAKGUUUCUAAUGCUGAGUGAAAAAGGAAUAUUUUCAUUUCACUGUGCCCUGGGUGUUUGGAGCUUGAAGUAUUCUGCAAUGAAAGCAUUUUCCUAAGUGCAAAUUAGCAUAUACUCCAGUUAACUUUUCUUUUUUUUUUUUUCUCUUKUCAGWWUGUUAAAGUGCAUUAUCAUUUAUAAAUAUUACAUGUAGGUUUUUCCAGGAUACUUUCCUAUAUUAUGUCACACUUGUCAGAUUUUUGGCUGGAGUAGAUUUACAGCAGCGUAAGUGAAAGAAUCAAACACAAUUUAAAGUACCCACUUUGUCUCCUCUGUAUUUUCUCAUCAGAUAUUUUGCUUGACAUGCGGUUAUAUGACCUGUUUGAAACCUCCACUCCAAGAGUCAUCGACUAGGUGGGGUUGUCCUUGCUAUUUUUUCUUUUAUUUCCUUAUCUGGUGCAACAUGCAAGCUCUCUAAUGUUUUCUUAAGAAGGGCCAAAUUCUACUACUGAUGAAUCCAGGGUAAAUCUGGAAUAGCUAAACCAAACCUAUUAGAUUACCAGAUUUUUUUUUUCCAUUCAGCCCCAGAGUUUUGAGUCUGUUGUAAAAUCACUGGGGACCUCMACUGGAAAACAAAAAGAAAAACUUAUUGAAUAAGACUCAAGCAAUCAAUCACUUGAGUGUGUUUUGGGUUUUGGUUUUUUUUUUUACUUCACUAAAGUAUAAAUUAUUUUAACAGAGUAAUUUUUCUCUGUGUUGUGAACUAAACAUUGGGAAGUUUAGUGGCAAUGAAGUUUUAUCUCAAGUAGACACUCCUGUUUGRUUCACUGAACAUUUUGCAUCUAUAUCUCUCAAGGAUGCUUAGGCCCAAGAUUCAAGCUUCAGAUCUGGUAAAUUAUUUGUCUGGGUCCAAUAACCUGUGCCAUGAUUAAUUUUCUGGUACUGAAAUGCUAAAACCAACAGUUGUAGCACAAAGAAUUUGGAUUUUUAAGUCCUUGCAGUUUGGGCACAAAAGAUCCCUUCUUGUUACCUGUUUCCAGGUAUAAUGCAUCACUUGUGUCCAUGUAUUCAAAACUCACAGUAAGUUUUCAUAUAAAAACAUCUGCAGGCAGAUGUUGACAUGUAUUCCCCUGAAGGCAGAGAAGUCUUGCUGGAAAGACAAAUCUUUCUAGACUGUGCAAGCAGGGAAGUCACAUAUGGCUGUGAACUCCCAUGUCAUACUGAGUAAUUAUCAAGUGAACAAAACAACAAUGUCAUCAAACAUGAGUUUACAGCCUGUGGACAGAUGUACCCAUCAUUGGUGGAGAGAAAGGAAAUGUAAGUCAGUAGCUAUUAAUGCUGGGACCAUGCCUAGAAACAAACCCCAUUCCUGUAUCAGGAUUGCAUUGUCAACAUAAGAGAAAGAAGUCCUGGGCUAAAUAACAGCAUGUGGUUAAAAGUAGGUCAGGGAGCAAUAAACGUGGCAGUACCUGCGGGCUUCUUAAAAUGAGUGUGAAGAGGAUCUGCACCUCAUAAAUCCCAACCAGAGCAGCUGCUGGUGAGCAAGCUCAGACAGAGGGAGGGGAGCACGAUGGUGCCUGACAGCAGUGACACCUGCCUGGCAGGUCACUGUGGCAGUGAGCAGAGUCGAGAAGGAGCUGAAUGAGCAAUCCUCUGAAUGUCCUGAUGCGGAGUCCUUGGGAAGGAGAGAAAGAGAUACACACCAUGCCCUUCAUUGCUGUGCUCUCUCCCUGUGCUGGCUGCUCCAGUUCUCAGAUUCCCUGCUGAGCAACUUAUACGUGGAGAGUCUUCAAGGUGAUAACUUUUUCUCUUUUCAUUUCUUUUCUUUGUAUUUUUCUUUUUUUCCUCUGUUUUUUGCCUUUGUCUUUUUUUACCUCUCUUCCCCCCCCCCCCCUUUGGAGGUUGUACGUAUUAGUUUCUCUACUCAAAUAUUUCAAUAGGUAACACAGGGAGUCUGUGAAUUUGGACAAAUUACCUAUUGGAAGUCAUUGAAACUCCUUUCCUCAGGAGGCAAACUUCCUUUCCGUAGCCUGAUAAUUUUUCUUCUCUUAAUAAAGCCCUAUUUUUUUUAAUGAAAUGUGGAAGACUUAAUCUAUCCAGUUUCUGACAAAAUGGUCAAAAUGAACCAUGAGCUUUUCAGUUCCUAAGGAAAUAGAGAAAGUUGUGAGCAAUUGAAUUAGUCAUUAUGCAGGCUUAAGGCAAGAGAUCUGCACCUUUUGUUACGCUUACCUGAGCUUUUAGUCAUUGCAGAACUGCAGCUACAGGAAAAAGUAACUGCGGUAUUAAAGUAUCGACCAGGUAGAAGGUCUCUGAGGAAUAAAAUGAGCACAAACUGCUGCAGAACAAAGUUAAUUCCCACACCAUUUAGAAAUCAUUAUCUCAGUGGUCAGGGACUAAUCUACUGAUAAUUUGUUAGUGAAUUACAGAUGAAGGUAGUUCUUUUUUCCUGUGUCAUCAUGAUCUCCAUCUCCAUGACUCAUCCCAUUCUGUCCCAACCUACUGCUUUGCAGUUCUUUGCACAUGUGAGAAAUCAUUGCAGAAUUUGACGGCAGAAAAUUUGUAGGAAUUUUUACCCAUUCUGCAUGGGUGAAUAAAUCUGUCACCUGCAAUGAUGGAUCAUUUGUCUCUCCCAUAUUUUUCUAAUGAAAGAAAAACAUAAUCUUUAUUAGAACUAGAGAAAUAAAAGUUGAGAUUAAUAAUAACUUUAGGGAACACAAAUAAGGAAAAUAAAGUUUUUUCAUUGUUGCCAGUCUCUUUUUAGAUCAUAAUGAAGUCCUAGACAGCAGAGAGUCUUCUUGAAAAUGCAUUUUAAACAAUUAGGAAAAUUCCAAAUCAURCAGGUCCAUGAGAGAGCUCCUGGGCUGGGAGCAGCAUGAUUCAGGAUCUUCCUUUUGGCUCAUUAAGAGAUGAACCUCUUUCCUUUGUGUUCUUACUGUAGUUCUGUGCUUCUAUGUAUCUAUUGAAAGCAAGUACUGAUCCAGACUGUGUGAUUUGGUAACAUACUUUGGAGGUGCAUACUCUAUCACCCUACCCUAAAGAAAAAUAAAGUGUCAAAAUGCUUAUUGAAAUAAAAAUUUAAAGAAAUCCCUUAAUUCAUCAGCAGCUUCCUUCAUAGCCCCUUCUUAAGUGCUUCAGCUAAUCCAGUGUUACUUAAGUAUAGCUGCUGUCUGUGUCCAAGCCUGGUUUGCCUUUGACAGAGUUGGAGUAUAAAGGUAUGAUGGUAGUGCGUAUGUAAGAUUUGUUUGACAAGCCUGGUCCAUAAAAAACCCCUUCUACCUCUUACUCAGCUGGCUGAUGCACCAAUGGGAAGGAGCCCAGCCUGCCAUUUAACUCAUCCUGCCUGCUUUCAUUGCUACACGAGACUUUUAGAGCAGGUUGUUGGUGUACAGGUGUAUGUCAGAGUACCUAUCGCUACAUAUGCCUGUAACACAUUUUUAUCCCAGUCUAGCAAGGGGCAUUGUGCCUCCAGGCAAGCAGAGGAAGGAGCAGUCUCUGCUCACCUCAUACUUCCUAGUAAGCAGCAACUUCAAGGCCAUGAGGARCAGAAUUUGUUCUGGCUCCCACUGCUUUCCUGACCAGACUGCCUGGCUCAGUGCCUGCAGAAAGGAGCAAAGCUGUAUAUUUCCUCUCCUUAAAACAAGAGAGGCACAGCGGCUCAGUUGUUACUMCUUUGUGGGUCUCCAGGGAGAGCACACUUCCAGGCUUCCUCUUGCUCAAAUUACAAGGUUGCCCUUCAUUCCCAAGAGCCAAGAAAAUAUCUAAGCUUUCAUGUGGUGAAAAAGAACUUGUAAAAGUUAUUUUUGAAAGAGUAGUUAAAAAAAUCAGUAUUUGCACUGGCUAUCCUUGAUGUUGCUACUAUGUUUGAAACAGCUGGAGAGUAGGUCCACUCAUCAGACCCAGGGCUUCCUCAUGCACGAUUUAAAUGUGAAGGGAUCCAGCAAUAGGUUCACUUUCUUUGAACUACCCUUUCUGUCUGGGGRCACUGAAAAGGCAAAAGAGCCAAUUGAGUGACUGCAGCAGUUCAUCUUCCACAGUGCUGCACAGGGACUCUGUGCACUGCUGUGCCAUGGUGGAUGGCUGCAGGUGGGAGAGAACGUGGGAGCAAAAAGGGACUUGAGCAAAGCCUUCCUGGCAGAUUACCUGAGAAACAGUUCCUUGUUAAUGCUCUUUUUCACUCUUGCAUAUGCUUGUACAUUUUUUAAAAAGACAGAUAUCUAUGGGCAAUGACUGAACAGUGGAAUAAUGAUUAGUUCCUGCUACUCUUGCAUUGGGAAGUAGAGACAUUAGGAAGACCUAGUUUUAUUUUUGGUUCUGCCAUGAAAUUCCCUUUAUUGCUGGGGAAAAGCUGUUAAAGCUUCAGUUUUCUCUGAAAAGUGGGGGUGGGGAGGGAGAGAAAGGUGAUUCAGCCCCUUAGGUAUUGGAAAUAAAUUCUUUUUCUUUUUUUCAUCAGUAAAGGACUUUGGGAAUAUUGGCUAAUACUGUGGAGUGCAUUUUACUGUUUCAACUUUUUACUUUUUUUUUGCUCCAUGUGAACAGAAUAUUUUCUUCCUGUAAAGCUGACCAAAAUAAAAAAAA